AACGUAUUUGAGCUGCGUUCAAUAAAACGCAGCUCCACAUAUGGUACUAAUUAAAUUUCAACACUAUUGAAAUUUCCCAAUCCCUAAUCUGAGCUCUCACUAUCUCAGCUCAACCUCCCAAUCCAUUAUCGCCACCGUGCUCUCAACCCACUACCCACAAACCUCACGCCUCCUCCCUCAUCAAAACCCGAAAAAUUUGCUGACUGAAGAGACCCAAGCUCUUCACAUGGCCAUGAAACCUAAAACCCACAACGGAAAUGGCAACUCCAGCGACAACAACGGCGGCGGAGGAAGACAUAGUGAUUAGUAUGGUGGCUGCUUGAUGUUAACCUCAACUGUCAUAUUUCUCUCUUUCUCUCUGCACCUCUCUUUGUUGAGUUAUCUUCGAUGUCGGCGGCUACCUCAUCGUUCGCCCCAGCAGCAGCUAUAUCAACCACAGCUUUACCGUUUUGGAGAGCCACACAAGACCGAAGCACUCACUCGCCUCCAAGUGGGCCGAUGGAAAGCCCAGUAUGCACAAAGCUUGUAAGUUUUAAGACAUGCAAAAAUCAGCAAGGAGGGCAUGAUAACAAAAUCUUCUAUAAUGUUGGGCCUUGGAGAAUCUGAUGAUGAGUUGAAAGAAGCUAUGGCUGAUUUAAGGGCUAUUGAUGUUGAUAUUUUGACUCUUGGACAGUAUUUACAGCCAACUCCACUACACCUGAGUGUCAAAGAAUAUGUCACCCCUGAAAAGUUUGCUUUCUGGAAGGAAUACGAGGAGUCCAUUGGAUUUCGUUAUGUAGCCAGUGGGACCACUGGUCCGAUCCUCAUAUAGAGCUGGUGAGCUUUUUGUCAAGACAAUGGUUAGAGAUAAGGCUAACAGCACUGCUGGCACAUCCUAUUGAUUUUUGGCUAUUGUGGACUUUGUGUUUUUGAGUCCUAGAAACUGUUUGACAUAUCAGUACCCUAUAAGCAUGGCCAUUGUACAUUUUGCCAUUGAAAUUGGCAGAAUGCCCUUCAUUCUAGUGGACGGACUUGCACUUCAUUCAUAAAAGUUCAAAUUUUUUGGCAUUCUAGUAUUUUGGGGUUGGAGCAGAUCAGUUCUCCAUUUUGGAGGUUUCCUUCUUAACUAUUUUUUUCCCACCCAGCAAUAAUUAAUAAGUUAGUAAGGGGUGUUCCAAAUUGAAGAUGACAUCAAAUUGGGGAUAUCUUCUUCUGGGGUCUUUGAUUGUUUAGUGAAAUUUAAUUGGGGUAGGUUGCAAAAGAAAAUCUAAUGAAUUAAUGAGAUUACUCAAAAGAAAAUCUAAUAGUAUUUGUCAGCAACUAAUUAGUAUUAAAACCUAGUGAUAUAGGUUUCAUCAAAUAGCAAUUAUCAGUAUGAUAUCACAGCAAUAUUAAUGAUGCCAUUCCUUAGCCCUUAUUAGCCAGUAGCCUCCUAGUUGAAUUGGAAGUUUUGACUAGAUUUUUUUCCGCUCUCUAAGUUUUAACUCUGAUAAAUUGACUAAUUAUGUUACUAUACUACUCUUGUUAAAUUAUUAACAAAUAGUUGAACUACAGUUAGUCUUUCUCUCAUGUUACUAAGUCUUUCAAGUGUUCCAAGCUUAGGGAUUUUUGCAAGCCCAAUUCAACCCAAUUUUUGGUGUUCUCAUUGUCACAGGUAUAUAUAUAUAUAUAUAUAUAUAUGUAGCUACGGGCAUUGGACUGAUUGAUCAAGUACCAUGAUGCUUGCUAACAAUUUUUUGUGAUGUAAAAAAUCCUUGACGGAUAUGCAUUUUGUGAUGUAAAAAUCUUUUGUUGGGAACUUGUUUUGUUUAUGUAAUUAUUUGGGCAAUGAACUUGUUUUGUUAUUUGGCAAUUGGUUGGGAA
Messenger RNA from Quercus lobata, 1842 nucleotides. RefSeq names its product lipoyl synthase, chloroplastic-like. NCBI's taxonomy places the organism in Eukaryota, Viridiplantae, Streptophyta, Magnoliopsida, Fagales, Fagaceae. Bases 563 to 811 code for a protein of 82 amino acids. The transcript has 4 exons. Gene Ontology annotation, molecular function: 4 iron, 4 sulfur cluster binding; lipoate synthase activity. Gene Ontology annotation, biological process: lipoate biosynthetic process. Gene Ontology annotation, cellular component: mitochondrion. The record is from RefSeq and is a predicted model, not a curated record.